AUGAGAGGAGUCCCAACCCUCUUACUACUGAUUGGGUUGUCAAGCGUCCGUCCCGAAAAAUCGAUAAUCGAUCGAUUGAUUGCCAAUCAAGCUACUAAUUCAGAGCAAAAAAUCGUGCUGGAAUCUGUGGCAACAAUUCUCUCAUGGUCCCCAACACAAUACUUCAAAUACGAAUUGGUGAAAAUUGUUGAAAAAAAUUUAAGAAAUCCAACAAAUAUUGGUGGAAACGUUUCCGAAAAAGCAAUCGACAAUAUUCGGGAAGUUUUCAAGAAUUCUAAAAAUCCCUUGACUGUUGUGGAAUUUUUGGAGAUUUGUAUGGAUUUUUUGAAGACAUCCAACAAUAACGAAGUACUCAAAUUUGAAUUUAUCGAUCGAUCUGUCGAGAAAUUUGAGGGAAAUGCGAGUUUUGAAGAUAUCAAAACUCUAAUUGAAACUGGCCAAUGGAUUCUCCCAACAGAGACCUCAAACUAUUUGGGAAUUCAAAUUCUACAGACUCCGCCCCCAAUUAUUGAUCGAAUGAUUGAGAAUGAAGCGGAUUUGAUGGAGAAACGAUUGAUACUUUUCGAAUUGAAGACUAUUAUGAACUUUGCAGUCAAAAGUAGUUCCUACAAACACACUUUGUAUACUUUAAUUCGAAAAAAUAAGAAAUACGAAGAUCCGGAUUAUGUAGGUGGACCAAUUUCGAUGCAAGCCAUUCGAAAUAUUCAAAAUGCUCUCAAAAUGUCUGAAAAUCCAAAAGCCUUCUUGGAAUUUCUUGAUAUUUGUAUGGAUUUUUUGAAAUCUCCCGCCACUACGAAUUCUCCGAAAUGGAUGGUUUUGCAUGAAGCUGUUACUAUCAUUGAUAAGGGUUACAGUAUUGAGGAAGUCAAGAAAUCGCUGAUGGAUGUGCCCUCGAACGUUCUGGAAUCGAUUUUUGAGGCGUUGGGGAUUCCGGUGCUUUUAGAUACUACUCCCGAUGAUAGCACAGUGACUCCCACCACAGUGGCUACUGAUUCUCCAGAUCUUUCGGGAGCAACCCCAGAUGAUAUCACUACGAAUCUAACCACGACGGAAAGUUCAACAAUUUCCCAUAUGGAAACGACAACUCUCAGUGUGCCAGCGACCUGGGAUCAGUUGAAAGGAAAGAUCAAAAACUAUGUCAAGGAACAUCCAAUUCUUUUGAGUGAUGAAUUUUUGAAGAUUUUCAAAAUGCCCCUUGAUGAAUUGACAGACUGUCUUCGUUUGUUAUAUUUUUUUCAAAACGCUCGAUUACAUCAUGAUUCAAUCGAAAAUGGAUUCGAUAUUAUGGAAGAAAUUCCGGAGUAUGCGAUUAAGCCAGAUGAAGACUUUUGGAGAAUGUGGACAGAAGAAUUGGACACCAAACUUUUGUGGGAUUUUUUCAAAUUUUCCAAAGAUUAUAAUGGACCGGAAACUGUAGAUUUUUACAAAGAAAUCUGGCCCAAGGCAAAUUUGGGGAUUGGAGAGUUGAAUGAUGUAAUAUCGCAUUUUGAAGUUUUAUACUUCUAUUAUGAGAGAGUUUCAUACUUCUAUUAUCCCUACACGAAACCAAUGAUUGAGGCUCUUUUGAAACUCAUGAAUCUCUAUUGGCGAAUGGAACGUUAUGUGCGAGAAAAAAUGCCAAAACUGAUGAAAUUUAACCCAGAAGAAUGUAACGACACGUUGUAUAAUGACAUAUCUCCGAUGAUUGCAUUUGAAAUUCAAAAAACAAUGCGAAAGUUCGACGAGGCUUUUGGAUAUCACUCGUGUUAUAACUCAAUUUUCUUAGCACUCCCAGAUGAGCAAGGUUGA
Molecule: messenger RNA, 1788 nt
Organism: Caenorhabditis briggsae
Lineage: Eukaryota; Metazoa; Nematoda; Chromadorea; Rhabditida; Rhabditidae
Exons: 4
Coding region: 1-1788 (595 amino acids)
Source: RefSeq, a predicted model, not a curated record